AUGCCUCUUCCAGUCCCGUCACCUUCGCGGCUGCCCAGACACUCCGGGAACUCCUCGCCCCCUACCGUUACCAUUCGAAGAGUCUCUCCGCCAACAUCUCGUCCGGGCUCCUCGUCAAAGUCAAAGAUGAUGCCAUUCUCGGCGUCUGGGAAUCCGAGGCUUAGCCCUCCACGGCCAGUGAGCAUGAUAAACACCGCGAGCGGGAGUGGGAGCGUGAACCUCGUUCCCGAAGCGAUCGAGGAUAGCUCGAGAAUGCCUCCGCCACCGGCACCCAAUGGUGGGAGAACCAUGAGCAUGAGGAGCAACAUCAGCAACUCGAGCUCUGGGAGUAAAGGCAAGUCAAAAAAGUCCGAUGAACCGAAGAAGCAUAAGGGGCUUGGGAAGAUGUUGAGUUUACGCUCUCACAAUAAACCCGAUUCGCCGGAGAAAAAGAAGGGGGACGAGUCGUCCAGUCGGCUUGGUAGGGCCAUGUCCAUGACGUUCCGGUCCUCGAAGGGAGGUGACUCGGAGAAGGACAAGGAUAAGGAGAAAAAGUCGGCUGAGUCAAAGGGGAUAUUGGGGAGGACUAUGAGCCUAAGGACGCACAAAUCUAGUAUUGGAAGCGGUGCGAAGACUGAUCCUUCUGCUACCACUGCUCCGAAUGGGCCUGCGAAGGCCGGAAGACUGCGGCCGAACUCGGUCUAUAAUAAUAGCACGAGCUCUCUGUCCAAACUUGGGGCGGAGCCGAUCAGUUCUGCGACUGCAUCUGCAGCUCGCAGACCGACCACCGGUUCCAUCCCGGUAGCUCCAGUGAAAGCUCAUAGGCGGAGUGCGUCCACCGUGUCCACUGCAUCUGUAACACCCAGCAGCAACUCUCGCCCCGGAACAGCAACAAAAAAUAACACCACCCCGCCAGCUGGUAACAGCAAACGCCCCCCCUUCAGUUCCUUCAGCCAGGAAUACCCUCAACCCGCGCCCUCUGGUCCCUCCCCUCGAUCAAGAAUCCUCCCACCGCCCCCACUAGACACUCAAACCAUCCACCAACAAGCGCAACUCCUCCAACUCCUAACGCUACACUCCUCAUCAGGCCAAGUAUACCAAGAACUCAUAGCCUCGGCGACCACAACCCUAAAAUCCCGCUUUGAGCAACUCUCAGCCAGACACUAUGACGUCCGCGAAACCAGUAUAAAAAGGCAGAACCGCGCAAACUUGGACUCUUUAGCCCUCGUUGUAAACACUGGUUCUACCAUCCCAACGAAGCGCCGCCAGACGAUAAGGUCACCAGAGGAGCUCGUUCAGGCAUUCUCGGAGGGCAUCAAGCGCACGGACGCACUAAAAACCGGCGAGUUCCGUAAACUAUCCGCGACCUUUGGCGAGUGGAUUAGCGGGUACAACUCUUCUGCCACCGGCAGGGAAAAGUGGGUCGACGGGAUUGGCGAGAAUUGGCGAUACGAUUGCGACACCGUCGAGAGAAAGUUGCAAUCCGCCCUAAAGGGCAUCGAGGGCGUUCGGGAACUCUUUGGAACGUUGGGGGAUGACGAUGCAGUCAAGACUACUGUGCAAAGGGUUGCGGAAGGCUAUGCGCUGCUUGCAGGAGGGAUGCUCGAGGAAGUCGAGAUAAUGCGGAAGAUGGAGUGCGAGGUUGUCAUGAAGGAGCGGAGGACGCUUAGAGCCCGGGUGGAGAAUAUCAUGGUGGGUGAGGUCAGAGCUAAGGAAAUGGGGGUUUGGGUCAGAUAAGAUAUAGUAAUGCUGCUGGAUUCUUGCAGUGGUGGGGAUGGUGGUGGUUUCGUUUCUUUGUUUCCCUUCCCUUCUCUUCUGUCACUAUCGCGAGUGCAACGCUGGAGUCAUGAUUUAAUGCCCUUAUGUUCUUUUCCAAUUUUUUCUUUUUCUUUUUUUUUCUUUUACCUUUUUUCCUCACGUUCCUUUGAGAGUGGAGGGAGCAGGAGCAGAAGGAGGUGGA
This is a messenger RNA of Tuber melanosporum (Perigord truffle), 1939 nucleotides long. RefSeq lists its product as uncharacterized. The coding region runs from base 1 to 1716 and encodes 571 amino acids. The record is from RefSeq and is a predicted model, not a curated record. The transcript has a single exon. NCBI's taxonomy places the organism in Eukaryota, Fungi, Ascomycota, Pezizomycetes, Pezizales, Tuberaceae.